Oryzias latipes (Japanese medaka) is the source of this 6055-nucleotide messenger RNA. Its product is annotated as 1-phosphatidylinositol 4,5-bisphosphate phosphodiesterase delta-3-A-like. Gene Ontology annotation, cellular component: plasma membrane. NCBI's taxonomy places the organism in Eukaryota, Metazoa, Chordata, Actinopteri, Beloniformes, Adrianichthyidae. Gene Ontology annotation, biological process: lipid metabolic process; intracellular signal transduction. Gene Ontology annotation, molecular function: phosphatidylinositol-4,5-bisphosphate phospholipase C activity; calcium ion binding. The record is from RefSeq and is a predicted model, not a curated record.
GAGGACAGCCAUGGGUGCCCAAGAACAAUGAGACUUUCAGAGGAGGUGAUUAUGAGAAACUGGAUCUUCUCAUGGUGGUUACCUGAAAUGAUGAGCUUGACUGAGGUGGAUCUAUGAGUAAUCUGAAAGAGUUCCCUGCCAUCCAAAGCCUAUGCCAAAACAGCCGUAGGAAGUGUUUCCAGGGAAAGGUUCACCUGAGAAGCAAAGGCGUAGUCCAGGAAGUUUGCCUCUGCUCCGGAAUCCAGUAAUGCCUUAACUGGGUGAGAAGGGUGAUGUACCCACAAAGUUGCUGGGAGAAAAGUUUUAGUAUGAGAGGAAGAGUUAUCGGAAGUUGAUGUGGUGUCUCCGCUGCUACUGGCGACCGUUGUCUUUUGGCUAGACUGGGCAGGAAUCUAUUAAAUGACCAGGGCCACCACAGUAGAGGCAAACUCCAGCUGAUAUGCGUCUCUGGCGUUUGUCAGCAGAGAGAGAUGGGUUCAGCCAAGCUGCAUGGGUUCCUCAGUAGAGGUAGAAGUGUUAGAAUUAGAUGAUGUGUGAGAGAUGGAAGUACCUGGACUGGGUGGUGGUAGGCUGGAUCUUCGUUCUGUAGCCCGGUCUCUUAACCGGUUGUCCAAUCGGAUGGUUAGGGUGAUCAGCACAUUCAGGGUAAGAGGUUGAUCUCUGCUGGCCAGCUCAUCCCUAAGCCGUUUGGUGAGGCCUUUUCUGAACAUCGCCCUGAAAGCCUCAUCUUUCCACCCUGAGUCAGCAGCCAGAGUCCUAAAAUCCACAGCAUAGUCAGCAGCACUGCGAGCACCCUGUUUGAUCCUCAUCAGUUGACUGAGUCCCGCCCACUCACAGGGUGGUCAAAUACACGUCUUAUUUCAGUCACCAAAAAAAAAAACAAUAAAUAAAAUCAAAGAAAGAUGUCCAAAACCAUGGUGAACCAAAGAAGACUCCGCCCACUGCAACACUUGUCCCUCUAGUAAACUGACAAUGCAGCAGAUCUUCAGUGUUUGUUCUAAAACUAAGGCCUACUGCAGGAGGAAGCCCCUGCACUUACCCAGGUCCCCAGAGUAAGGUUUGGGGUCCGGGAUAUGGGUUUAUCUAACAGCUCCUGGUGGACUCCAUGGAGGAGCAGGAGUGGGUGGGGCUGGCUGGCGUAUGCUGUGAGAGAAAAAGAGGAAAACUGUUGUGAAACCUGACCGACAAUUUUGUUAAAUUUGUGGUCCAGGGUGAGUAUCAUGUGCUCGUGUCUCAAAAGCUCCGGGUUGAGAGGAGAAGCAGGUUGUUGAGCAAGGUCCAGGGAAGAAGAGAUGUCCGCUGGAUUUAAGCUGGCCAGACUUUUCUGUUAUGGCAGGUGGGUGCAAGGGGGAAUCAAAAUGUGGACACUUCUUUCUGGGUAACAAGUUUUAUUUUGAACAGAGUGAGGAUGGCAGGCUGGCUGGCUGGCUGGCUGGCUGGCAGAAUCUUGGGAGGGAGAAACAGGUGGAUUAGGACACAUAAAAAUUUCUUGGCUCUGAUUGUACUUGCCAAUAAUGUUCCCAGAGGUGAACAAUAGUCUGUCGUCGGCUGGAGGUCCAUGUGAGGUUUAUGUAGAGUGGCUGACAAGGAGCAGGUGCGUGACCAGGACGAGGUGCAGGUGUGGCUCAGGCACUGGAUGAGAGCAUCCCCACAGGAUCACAACAGACUGGUCCUGAUGUAAACAACGUUUACUAAUCCAGUUUAUCAUAUUUUUUUCUUUCAACCACCCCCGGAUAGUUCAAUACAAUAACGCACAGCUAAGGUUAUUUUUUUUUAUCAAUUCCUGGUUUUUGACGUCAUCAGGCUUGAGAAUGGGCGGCGACCCGCCUGGAGCCUCUCGCAGGAUAAAGGUUCACGCACAGAGCGGUCCCUCGUCUGCUCUCCUGUCUUCGACGAUCACGCGCCAUGCUGGGAGCCAGGAAGAAAGACGCUGGGACAUCCGAGACAACGGCCAUCAACCCCCUGAGAAACUUAGGAAUCCAGGAGGAUGAGGAUGUGAAGAAGAUGCUGCAGGGCUCCAGCAUAGUCAAGGUUCGCUCCCCACAUCGGCAGAAGCGCAGGACUCUGCGGCUGCUGGAGGAUGGAGUCACUAUCUGGUGCCAGUCACACAAAUCAUCCAGCCGGACCAAAGAACAACAAUCCUUCUCUAUCAUGGACGUAGAGUGUGUUCGUGAAGGCUGCCAGUUGGAGACAGUGCGCCACAAGAUGGGCUCAGAAUCCACAAAGCGGGGUUUGACUGUGGUCUUCAAGGGGCCACGCAAGAGUCUAGUCCUCCUGUGCCAGAGCGAGGAGGAGGCCCAGCAGUGGGUCCGUGGCAUCAGGACCCUGCAGGAGCGGAUGGAUAACAUGACCCACAAGGAGAAACUGGACCAUUGGAUUCAUGCUUACCUGAGCCGGGCAGACGAGAACCAUGAUGACAAGAUGAGCUACGAGGAGGUGCAAAAACUGCUGCGCAUGAUCAACGUGGACCAGAGCGAUCAGUACGCCCGCAGCCUUUUCCAGAAAUGUGAUCACUCUGCUGAUGGCCACCUGGACCAUGAAGAGAUUGAAGUCUUCUGCAAGGAGCUGUUAAAAAGACCAGAACUGGACACCAUUUUCAUCCAGCACUCGGCCAACGGCUUUAUGCUCUCCACUGAUGACCUAAGGGACUUCCUGAAGGAGCAGGAGGAGGACUGCUCUGUGACUCACGCCCAGAGCCUCAUCCUUACCUACGAGCUCAACAAGUGGGCCCAGAAGAACCAUCUGAUGACCCCCAAUGGGUUUACCAUGUACAUGCUGUCCAAGCACAACUGUGUAUUCAAUCCAGAUCACGCCUGGGUCUACCAGGACAUGACGCAGCCAUUGGCUCACUACUUCAUCUCUUCAUCUCACAAAACCUACCUCACCAAGGAGCAGAUGACCAGAAACAGCAGCACGGAGCCAUACAUACGAGCUCUGAGCCAUGGCUGUCGCUGUGUAGAGCUGGACUGCUGGGAUGGAGAUGGAGGGGAGCCUGUCAUCUACCAUGGACACAUCCUGACCUCCAAAGUGCCCUUUGUUGAAGUCAUCAAGAUCAUCAAUGAGUUCGCCUUCAAGGCGUCCCCCUUUCCUCUGAUCCUCUCUCUGGAGAACCACUGCUCUGUGGAACAACAAGCUGUCAUGGCCCGACACCUGCGCUCCAUUCUUGGGGAGAAACUACUGCAGCGGCCUCUCAGCACAGAGAAGUCCAAAUGCCUUCCUUCCCCAGAGGAUCUGAAGGGUAAGAUCCUGGUUAAGGGGAAGAGGGAAGAGUCAGCAGAGGAGUGUUUAUCCAGUUCUUCAGACCUUAAUUCUUCAGAUGACGAGACCAGCGUGGCAGAAGGGAGAUCCAAGAAGAAGAAAGAUGGCAAAAAGGCUGGUGUGUCAAAGCUGAGUCCAGAGCUGUCUGAGUUGGUGGUAUACACUCGCAGCGUUCACUUUAAGGGUUUUGAUCAAGCUGCCAAAAACUCACCGUAUCAAAUGUCGUCCUUCUCUGAGAGAGAAGCACUCAAGCUUAUUAAGGAUUCUGGGGUCCUCUUUGUGCGCCACAAUAGUCACAAGCUCAGCAGGAUUUACCCAUCUGGCCGGCGCCUCCUGGCCUCCAACUACAACCCUCAGCAGAUGUGGAAUGCAGGCUGUCAGAUCGUUGCUUUGAACUUCCAGACACCUGGUGAGCAGAUGGACCUGAACCAAGGCCGUUUUCUGCAGAACGGUCUGUGUGGAUAUGUUCUGAAGCCUCCUUUCAUGUGCAAACCUGACAGCACCUUCAACCCUGAAAACGUUGGAGGAGGCCCCGGUCACAGACCUAUCCUCCUCACCAUUCGGGUCAUUUCAGCUCAGCAGCUCCCAAAACCAGAAAGGGAGAAACCUAGCUGUAUUGUGGACCCUCAAGUUUGGGUGGAGAUUCAUGGAGUUCCUAUUGACAACAACAAGCAGAAAACUCAUUAUGUUAAGAAAAAUGGCCUUAACCCACAGUGGAACUGCACCUUGAAUUUCACCGUCCGUGUUCCCGACUUGGCUCUGGUCCGCUUCAUGGUGGAGGAUCAUGACUACACGUCAAGCAAUGACUUCCUAGGACAAUACACAUUACCGUUCACCAGUAUACGGUCAGGUUACCGACAUGUUCCCUUGUUUAAGCUGGAUGGGUCCAGCCUUUCACCCUCCACACUCUUCAUCCAUGUGAAGUUCAGCACCUGUCAGAGCACUCUGUCCAGAUCCUAAGCUGCUUCACCAGGGAGGUUACCAGCCAAGUGUCAAACCAAGAGAGUCUAACCUUGCCUCCUCUCACACAGCAGCUGACAGAACCAACUAACGUGGAUGCAAAAUCUGGUUUUUGUACUUACAGAAGUCAUACUACUACAGCAAAAACCUUUAACUAUUUUUAUUGUAGUAGAAGGGCUUAUGUUAUCUUAGUUAAGCUUACAUUUAUCAAAAGAAAGGGAACACUAUUCAAAAUUCUAAAGCUGUAUUUCUCCUGGACAUAUCCAGUGACUUGAGUGAAAAACUACAGUAACUGUUACGGUGAAAACUUGAAGACUGGGCAAAAAAAUGGGCAAAUCUGUAUGAAAUCUUUUCUAUAUAUCCCAAUAGAGCUGUGAAAGAAAAGGUCUGAUGCAAUAUUUGUGAUAUUUGCACGACUUUGACUUUCUGACAAAGCCUCUUCCAACUGUAGGAACAUUCAUUAGCAUCGGGUAGCGACAGUCCAGUGUGAACCUCAUAUGCUUUUUUUCUUUUAACUUGUUCUGUCCAACAACUGAGCGAACAGAUGAGAGCUGAAGGCCAUUUCUGUUGGACAGGUUUAACUUUUACAAAAAGAGUUUAUGUAUGUUGGGAUAGCCAGGGUUGUUUUUUUAUUAUAUUUUAUUUAAUUGUGUAACAAAGGUAGACUGUUUUAUUUUUGUGCCUAUUUGUUUUGAACUUAACUAAAUCCUGAUCAUUUUUAUAUAUAUUUAAUGAAAUGUUCAUUUUGUUCAUAAUCAGGAUGUACAUUUAUAUUUAUAAUAUUAAAUACUGUAUCACUUUUAUUAAUAGUCUGAACCAUCUUUUAUUUUGAGAAAUCAUUUAUGUUGAAAAUCACAGGAUCGGGUGCUAAAUCAGUCCAGUACGGGGGAAAAAAUCACACCCACGUCACGUGCUCCCCCGACCCCUGUUGGGGGUUUUUUGGCUGGGUCUGGCGGUUUUCAGAUGACUUUUGGGCUGGCAAACUAAUGCUUUUGUUCUCUGCUUGCAUUUUGAAUUUAUUUUGUGGGUUACUGCUGAAAAUGCAACAGAAAAUGUGUUAAAGUGCAAUGUUAACUAUGUAUGGUGAUUAUGCAUUUCAUUCUACAGCAAACCUUGCAGAUAUAUUAGAGGUUUGUAAAAGACACGUGUGGACAGGUUUUCUGUUUCCUGCUCAACAGGAUACUGCGAUCCCAUGUGUUUGACCAGGGAACUGCAUGCCACCGAGUUAUCUUUAUUUUUUGUUUGAUAUGUACAGGUAUGGACUCUGUUUCAUGUGUUGUUACAUAAUUGAUGUUAAUGCUGGUUGUGCUGAAUAUUAUAUUAAGUUACAUGUUUUUUAAUAUUUUAAGAGCUUGCAAAUAUUUUGGUUGUAUUUCAUUUGUAUAUUUGUUAUCGAGGAAAAUAAAUGCUUUACGUUUAUUAUUAUCAUUUUGUGAAAGUUAGUGCAGAGACAACUGAGAGGAGGAUACUGCGACCCCACGUGUUUGACCAGGGAACUAGGUGUCACAGAGUUUUCUUUAUUUUUUGUUUGAUAUGUACAGAUCCUGCUGCUGUCAUCAAUAAAAAAGGGCAUCAAUCAGCAGAUGUUUGGGAACAGACUCACCAUUGUUCCAGCAGAACAAAAACCCAACGCAGAUUUUUUUGGGUCAACGGAUGUGCAUCACAAACUAAAUUCCAACCAGGCAGAUACACGCCUGUUACAUUUGUUACAUUUCAUGCUUUAAGUAUUUAUAUACAAUACAGACCAAAGACACACCUUCUCAUUCAAAAAGUUUUCUGUAUUUUCAUGACUGAAAAUUGUAAUCACACUUAAGGCAUCAAAACUGUGAAUUAACAU